Molecule: messenger RNA, 3096 nt
Organism: Doryrhamphus excisus (bluestripe pipefish)
Lineage: Eukaryota; Metazoa; Chordata; Actinopteri; Syngnathiformes; Syngnathidae
Product: ras-GEF domain-containing family member 1B-B-like
Biological process (GO): Ras protein signal transduction
Cellular component (GO): plasma membrane
Molecular function (GO): guanyl-nucleotide exchange factor activity
Source: RefSeq, a predicted model, not a curated record
AGUCAUUUGAAUAGCCCUUGCAACGAGAGAGACUCACUACAAGUCGCCGCUGCUUGAAACCUACUCAAAUAUCAAGAGAAGAGACGCACGGAUAAACCGCUAAAAAUACUCGCUUUGUAUUUAUUAAGUUUGGCCGUGUGGCUAUAUGUGUGUGUGAUAACAGGUGGAACAUACGAACGUAGUUUGGCUAGUUUUGUUUUUUACGGCUGACGUGAGCUGCAUCACAUCAAGGUGAUCAUGCCUCCCACAACCCCCCCAUAUGCCGGAAAGUUUAGCUCCUGCGGCCUGUACAGCAACAACAACAACUACCCGCAGCCUCACAGCCCAUAUCACCAUGCCACCUGUGCAAGACCCCCAAAGGAAAGCAACGUCUACCAGGGCGCUUACUCUGCAUCAGAGAACCCGUAUGACAUACCGCACGCUCAUCACACGUAUUGCGGCGUACCUGUGGACUCCUCCAGCAUGAAGGAGCAUCAUUACAACAGCAGGGGUUCCGCUUUGGACAACCUGUACUCCAGCGUGAGGCCUCACAGCCCGCGCCAGCACAGCACUUCCUGUCCCGCACGAGUGCACCGGCAAACCAGCAACAGCAGCGGCAGCGAGCAGUCCUGUCGUAGCAACCCCGCUGCAAAAAGUCAGCUUUAUGGACGUGGCAUCACUGCCAGCUACGGGGAAAUGUGUUACCAUGACAACAGUUUGGUUUCAGCAUCUCUCGAGGCCCUGAUCCAACAUUUGGUUCCCACAGUGGAUUACUACCCUGAUAGGUCGUAUGUGUUUACUUUCCUGCUGAGUUCACGCCUUUUCCUGCACCCUUAUGAGCUCAUGACACGAGUUUGUCACCUGUGUGUGGAGCAGCAGCGCUCUGGAGACGCCCUGCUGGAUAAGAUACGUUUCCGUGAAGUGGCGCCAAAGCUGGUGCAGCUGCUGACCGAGUGGACUGAGACCUUCCCGUAUGACUUCCGGGAUGAGCGAAUGAUGCGUUGUCUCAAGGACAUGACGCACCAUGUGGCCAGAGGGGACGAGUACUCAUGGCGAGCCAUGCAGCAGAUGACCCAGCGCCUUAUCAAACGCCUGUCGGCUCUGGGCCAAUACGAAGAGGCAAUAGCUGCGUUGAACUCUGUGGCCACCGAGCGUCCCGCCUCGCUGAAGAGCAAAAGGGAAUCAGCCCAAAGAAACGACAUACUGAGCUUAUGUGAUGACCCCUUCGUCCUCGCCCAGCAGCUCACGCACAUUGAACUGGACAGGCUGAGUUUUAUUGGGCCUGAGGAGUUCAUCCAGACAUUUGCCAUGAAGGACCCUCUGGAGAACCAUAAGGGUUUCUUCCGAAAGCGAAAGACCAGCAACCUUGAGGCUUACGUGAGCUGGUUCAACAGGCUGAGUUUCCUCGUGGCCACGGAAAUCUGCAUGCCGAUGAAGAAGAAACACAGAGCGCGGAUCAUCGAGUUCUUCAUCGAUGUCGCGCAGGAGUGUUUCAACAUUGGCAAUUUCAACUCCCUCAUGGCCAUCAUCACCGGGAUGAACAUGAGUCCUGUUGCCAGGCUGAAAAAGACUUGGAAUAAAGUCAACACGGACAAGUUUGAAAUCCUAGAGCAUCAGAUGGACCCGUCCAGCAACUUCAGCAACUAUCGCACGGCGCUCCGCGGCGCCACUCAGAGGUCCGAGACGGCACACAGCGUCGAGGAGAAGAUUGUCAUUCCUUUCUUCAGUCUCCUCAUUAAAGACAUCUACUUCCUGAACGAAGGCUGUGCCAGCAGGCUGCCCAAUGGACACAUCAACUUUGAGAAACUGUGGGAUUUGGCCAAGCAGGUGAGCGAGUUCCUGGUUUGGCGUCAGGUGAUCUGUCCAUUUGAUAGAGAUCGCAGAAUUCUUCAGUACCUCGUCACCACGCCAGUCUUCACUGAAGAUGAGCUCCAUCUGGCGUCUUACGAGAGCGAAGGACCAGAGAACAACAUGGAGAAGGACAGCCGGCGAUCUCUUCGAUCAUCUCUGCUGCAUCGAGAGAAUCGGUGAUGAGGACAAUCCCUUCCACUCCACACGAUGUAAAUACACACACGCGGUGACAGUGGGCUACUCCUACACCAUGGAGACAAACUGCUUGCAGGUAGUGGACGGUCUGCCUCGUCGUCUUGUUGAGCGCUUCAUUUUUAAUGGCAUCAGUUAAAAAUGUGAGUAUGUACACGAGCACGGCUCAAAAUAUUCCUUAGCGCACUUUGACCAUGUUUUGGUGAAACAAUGGCGUGACGUCAUGCAAGCUGAACAAUGCACUUCCUCCCUUCAUCAAGGAGGUUUUAUGUGUGCUUUUAGGCAUCUUCCUACAGUAUUCCAUUGUGUUUUGUAUCAAAUGUAUAACAAUGAAUGUUUUCACGUAUGUUGUAUCGCCAUGCUGGUGAGUGUUUGGAUGUGAAUGGAGAACAGCUUUAACACUAAAUGGGAAACAAGUCAUCUCCUUUCCUGAUGACUGUGAAGUUUCUUUGUGUAUAGAAAAAAAACUCAUUUUCUCUUGGAAAUGUUUUGUAAAGUGUUUAUGUUUAGUCUUUCCUGUGUAUUUGGUGUCUCUGGGUACUUUUACUGAAUAUAGAAAUAUAUCUAUUUUUUUCUCCCAAAUAAACAAUAAGAAUCACAAAUUCCAUCUUUUUUGCUUUUAGCCAAGUGAAAACACCAGGAUACAUAAAAAGAUAUUUAAUAACUAUUAUUUACAUUUAAUCACAAAACAGGACGAUGGUGUGAAGUCCAGAUACAUUUCUUGUGUUUCAGUCUCAGUGAACUCUGGUGAAGUUAAUGCAGCGGCCCUGCAAAUACAAAAAACACAAGUUUUGAUCUGUGUAAUUCUAUGUUUGUUGAUUUAUGUAUAAUUGUAUGCCUAAUUCGAUGUGUGAUUCUACGUUUGUUGAUCUGUGUAACUGUAUGUGUCUAGAAUUGAUAGACAUUGAUAUAGAUCAACAAACAUAGAAUCACACAGACAUGUAGAAUCACAAAUUGAAUUAGACACACAUGAUUUCACAGAGAUCAACAAACACACAUCAAAUAAGAUACAUACUAUUACACAUAGAACUAUACAUAUACGGAACCCCCCACACACUCAACAGUAUGUGUUUU